GGAGAGUGGUUAUGGAAGAUGUGGAUUCCUGGGUCCCCCCUGCAAGUGGUUCUGUGACAAUCAGGCCCAGAAAUCCGUUUCAGAAGCUCAGUUGCCUGGGUGACUCUGAUGCAUAUAGACAGAGGUUCCGAAGGAGGAAGGCAAGAACUUUGUCUGGUUGGCUCCUUGUUGUCCUCCCAGCACCAAGCACGUACAGUGUGUGUUACACCAUCUGUCAGUGUUGAAAAUGAGCCCAUGAGCACAAGUCAGAAAAAGGAAAAUGCACUCUCAUCAGACACAGUAAAGACUCCCCAAAGUGAGGACAAAAGGAAUCAUGCCGAGAAGCCAAUCACUCUUCCAAGGCAGGAAGAUCUCAAAAAGCCAAAUGACCUUCCUAAUUCCACUUCAGAUACCAAAAUAGGAGAAAGUGAUAAACAACCAAAAGAAAGCUUUUUUCAAUUUCUUGGCAACUUGUUCAACAUCUCAGGAAAAUCAUCUCUUGGUGAGGCCAAGCAGUCUUCUUUCAAAGAUGAUCAUGAUAAAACUGAGAAAGAUUUACAGAACCUCAGCGACCACCAUGAAGAAGGAAUCAGGGAGAAAGAGAUUUCCAGUGGCUCCCUCGGAGCCCAGCCACUGUCAGUAGAAGCGCAGGAGUCCAACUCCACUGACCUCUCUGAUGCCUUCUCUUCAGAUACCACACAGGACAGUGAACAGGAAACCAGUGACAUGCUAAAAGAAACUGAUGGUCAACCAGAGAAGCCUUCAGUAACAUAUGCAACAUAUCGUGGCGCUAGACAAAUUAGGAAAUAUUUACAGCAGCAGACCAUGUUGGAAACUGUGCAUCCCUUGGAUGAAGAAAAUGAAAGUUCUGACUCUAGUUCACACACACACAGUGGCCCUGGAAGUGAGAUUGAAGCUGGGAUAGUGCCACUGUCACCAUCAGCUAGCACAGAGACAUCAAGGAGAAUAUAUUUGCUUGGAGGCCCUUUAGAAGACUCUGAUUAUAACAAAACAAAUCUGAACACAGAAAGCCAUCUGAUAAACAACCCAGAACUGCGGGAUAGUGUUACUUCUAAGGAUGUUUUAAAUCAAAAUGGUCUUGGGGGACCUGAGAGAUGCAGGUCAUCUCCUUCUGCUGUGACUAACUCCAGCUACACUGUUGGAGAAUCUGACUCACAGCACCACUUCCACUGUGUACCAGUUCCUCAGAUUGACACACAUUUGGUAUGUUCAGCAUUGCUUACAAAAAAUAAUGGCAACGCCCCUAGCAGUCCAGAUUUCCAGGGGAUAACUCCAGCAGAAGAUACAGUAAAGGAAAAGAGCUCUGUGAUGUGUGAUGGGAUAUUGGUUCAAAGAGAAGAGGAUCCUGAACCUCAGUGCUCUGCUGUUUCUGAAUUCUAUUGUUGUAAACCUGUUGGGAGUGACACUACUGAACAGGAAGGUACAAAUGGUCCAAGUCCAAACAAAUCCAUUAGACAUGAAGAUCUGCAGUUGCCAGAGAGUAAGUGUUUUGACAGGCAAAAGUAUGAUGAUAACUCAUCCGAGGCUGCCAAUCACACCAGCACCAUUGCUCCUCAGAGACAUGCUAUGACAGACACUGAACUUGUAAGUGAAGAAACGAGGUUGUCUGCCCAAGACUUGCCAAGACAUUUAGCUGUUACGGAAAUCAGGCAAGAAACAGAAAUUGUCUCACCUGGUGAACCCACAACGUCAAGUUACAUAAAAAAUUCAGUAGAUAGGAUUGAAUUAUUACCCAAAGAUACUGACCAGUUGUUUGAAACAGAAGUCAGAAAGCUUGAUUUGAAGCCAUAUGACAAAACGCACACCAUUAGAGUAAAUCAAAAGGACUCUGACUCUGAACAACAUGUCAGUGAACUGGCAGUUACAGCAUGUUCGGGAACUAAAAUAGCACCUGAAUUGAAUUUUGAACUUAGCAGAAACCACAUUCCAGAAUGUCCCCUUCAAUCUGAGAGUCUUCAACAAGCCAAAGGAUCACAUGAUGAUGCUAAAACACCUUUUAACCUUGAGUGUGAGAAAGCAGAUUUAAAUACUUUACCUCCUACCUUUGUUUCUGGAGUCGGAAUGCCAAGGAAGUUGGAUAAUCCUGUAUUAAAUAAGGAGGGUUCUUCUGUGCUCAUUAAAACUGAGGAUGUCAAUACCGUUGAUAUUUCUUUUCAAACCAUUAAGUGUCAUGAAGAAAAUGGAACAAAUCAUGCUGAGGCUGCGGACACGAAGAGCUCUCCUUCCUGUCACCUUGAGCAUGCAUCUGCAGUUUUUGAAUCCAAGGAAGUUCUAGCUGAGAGUGGAAACUGCCAAGUUCCUCUAGGUCCUGAAGCUAGUGACACUUUAACUGGAAUGGACCCGCUGAGCUUUGAGUCUGAAAGGCUCUCUCAGGACCCCAGUGAAGCACAGAUACUGCCUUCAAACACUGAAGCAAAUAAGAGCCCAAUAGAGAUGAGGAAUGAUUCUCUUGCCUUGGAAACUCAGACUGAUUGUAUUGGUGAAACUUUAUCAAAAGCCAAAGCUGAUGGUCGGAACAAUGUUCCUGUUAAGUCACAUUUGGGAAGAGGAAAAACUGUAGCUUCAUCCAAGAUUUGUUCUGUUUCCCAAACAGAGCCUAGUGACAUUUCUCAGGAUAAAAUUUCUUCUUCUGAAUUAGUAAUUACAGAUAUUCCAGCAAAGUCUCUUUUGUCAGAAUUAACUUCUCCAGAGGUUGAACAAGACAAGAGUUUUCAAUUAAGGGGUCAUAAAGAGAUUAAAGAGAAAUGUUCAGCUGCUUGGCUGAAAAAGAAGGGCCAAGCUGAAGUUUCUCUUCCUGCCUCCAAACAUCAAGAUUUACAAGAAACAGAGGGAAAUGCCUUAGGUUAUCCUCUUGUUCUUCUUAAAAGUAACAUCUCUGAGAUUUUGCCUUCUGCUCACGAGAAAGUCACUAGGCAAAUGGCACAGAGUUGUGAAGCCAAUGCUUGUAAGAUUCAUCAAUCUUUGGAUAUUUGUGGCACUAAAAAACCUGCUGGUCCCUCAGAAGGGGUAGAAUUCAGCCUAACUAAGAUUUCUCCAAAAUUCCAAGAAACCGAUAACACAAAAGUCAACUCCCCUUUUUCAGGUUCUGAUACCAGUCUGGAAAAAAAUACAUUUGCAUCUGAGGACACAAACUUUCUUGGUGUUUCUUCUGUGCUGAGAUCAGAGAAGAAAGCCUUAUCUCCUAGAAAGAAGGAGAGCACUCAUUUUCUAACUGGUGGUAUUGAUAAUGUGUCUUCUUCCUCUGGUCACUCUGAAGACGUUAGCAUGGUUUUAAGUUCAUGUAAUGAGCCCUAUAAUUUUGAUUCUGUAAAAGUUACCAUAGAUCUCACACGUGACGGUGCCUCCUUAGCUGACCUGCUGUAUUCUAAUAGCUCUGAUUUGGAAUUUGAAACACCUGUCUCAGUCAGGGCAGAAGUGACCCCAUUUCAGGAACAUCUGGGGAUCCAUACUGGGAAAGUACCCCCUGAUUUCCUGACCUCUGCUCAAUUUGACAGUCCCAUGGAAGCAGAGGCUAGAGCAGUUGCUGAGGCUCUAGCGUCAGUUAACAGCUCACACCAGCAGAGUUCUGAAGCAUCUGCUGAGCACGUAGAAGCCAGGAAUAGAGUACAUGACCAACCUUUGGACCUCAAAAGUGGUUUACUCAAAAAGGCUGAUACAUUGAUUGCUGAGAUUUUCAAUUCUGUCAAGGAAGAGCUGACGUCUAAACACAGAGUGGGUGCCCGCCAGGAGCAUAUAACUGUAGAUGGUAUAAUGAAUCCAGGUACCCUGAAAGAAGACGUCCCUAAGAAAACACCAUCAAAAGUGACACUAACAAAGGUCCAGCUCACAGAGUGUCUGGAACAGCAGGGCGUGGGAGGCAUGUCAGAAGUCAAAGAGGAGGAGAAGGCCUGUGUUUUACCUACAGUUGGUGAGGAGCGUCUCCUUCUUGGUUCUGAUAGAAUAAAUGUGUCUUGUUUAUUGGAAGAUCAAGCUAGGGAAUUAGUCAAUGAAGUUAUUUAUUCAGCCCAAGAAAAUCUGACAAAUGAUGCUUUAGAAGAUACUGAGGUUACCUGCAAUUUUGAACCUCAGACUGAUACUUCAGAAAUUCUGAAAAGCGAUAGUGUUAAACCACAUGAUAGAGUUAGGGAGUUCUUGGUAUCAGAACAGGCAGUAAGUCAGAGCACAUGUGGAAUUAGUGAAAAUGAAGUACUAAGUAGAUUCUUCUCUGUAAGCGACUUAGUUAAUGGGACAGAGUCAAUUAAGGGAAGAGAAAUAGUUCUCUACCAGAAACCCCCAUUUUCUGGAAAUGGAGUUGGGCAGUCUGAUGGCAUAAAUUUACAGGAAUCAGAUACUGUUUUACUAGCUGAAGAUAUGCCUCAAAGACAAUUAGAUGAUAGGGUAAAAACAUGUGUAUUUCUAAAUAAGGACUGUAAAGAAACAACAGAGAUAGUGUGUAUGGAUAAUCACAAAACUGGGACAGAGGAUACAAGAACUUUAGUAUUAAAUUUCAAAUGGCCUCCCUCUGUGAAUGAGGACAUCCAUGUAGCUGGUACAUCCAAAAGCAGUUUGUCUGAUAGUCUUGUGUGUGUAUCUGAAAAAGGCUUGCCAGGACAUAGCAAAAGCACAUCUCUUGCAAUGUCAGAAAUAGGGAAAGUACACAAAAAGGAUAAUGAAGUAAAUAUAGGAAAAAUUGAAGUUAUACCUUCCAUGCUAGAAAUGGGAAAACCAAACAAGGAUGCUGAAUUCAAUAUUAUGAAAUGUGAGGGAAUUCCUAAUCCGUUAGAGGUGGGAAGAGCACAUAAAAAGGAUAUUGAAUUGAAUUUCACAGAAACUGAGUCAAGAGCUGAUGUUUUUGAAACAGAAGUACACCAGAUGGAUGCUGAGAGGUACACUGAAACAGCUGAGGGAUUACCUGUCAUUUUAGAAAUGGAGAAAGCUAAUAAGGGGAGGGACACUGAAGUGGAUAUUGGCAAAACUGAAGUGAUGCCUGAGUCAGAAGUGAAAAAUCCCUACCAGAAGGAUGCUGAAGGAGAUAUUGCAAAGACUGAGGUGACACCUGUUACAAUAGAAGUAAAAACUAUUUACCAAAAGCAUGCUGAAGGGGACGUUGGUAAGACUGGGGUACCAUCUGUUAUGCCAGAAGUAGAAAAUAUUUACCAAAAAGAUGGUGAAGGGUUUGCUGAAAAGGCUGAAGUGAUACCUAUUACAUUACAAAUGGAAGAUUUUUACCAAAAGGAUGAUGAGGAGGAUGUUACAAAGACAGAAGUGGUAACUAUUAGGUCAGAAACGAAAAAUAUUUACACAAAUGAUGUGGGAAAAGAUGGUGGUAAAACUGAGUUGUUGCCCCUUAUGAUGGGAGUACUAAAUAUUUACCCAGAUCCUGAGGGGAGUACUGGAGAGAUGGAGGGAUGUAUGUUGGGAAUGGAAACUACUUACCAAGAAGAUGCUGAAGAGGUGGUUAGGAAUCCAGAAAUUGUACCUCCUGUGUUAGAAGUUGAGGACGCACAUGAGGCAACAUCUACCUCCUUAGAAAUGGAGGAAUUCUGCAAGAGGGAAGUGGGAGAGACUUUGGGAUUGGCUGUGUCCAUGCCCUCUGUGAUAGAAAUGACAAGAAUAUCCCCAGAAGAUUCUGGUGGAGAUACUGGUAAAUGUGAAAUACCAUUCAUGGAGGCAGAUAUUGAGAAAACAUAUGGAACAGAACUAGAAUCGACCAUUAUACAAGUGGAGGACAUGCCUCCUGUAUUUAAUACCGAAAAAGCACCCCAAGACUAUGCUGAAGGGAAUGCUGUAGAGAGGAAGGAAGAGCCCACUGAAACAAGGGAAGGCUUGAUAGCACAUGACCAUAGACUCGCCUCACAUUUCAAGGGCUAUCAGUCACCUACAUUAAGUAAGGACUAUGAGGGCUACCCAGCUUUAGCAAUGCCAUAUUUUCAAGCUGAGGAUACCAUAGUAAGUCUAGACAAGAGGAUAUCUGUUACUGCAGUAUAUGACAAAAGGAGAGAUCUAGGUUACAGCAAUGAAAAAGAAGAAUCGAAUUUAGCCUUCAUUUCUCAGGAUGAACAAGAAAAUUCUUCCUUUACCAUAUUAUAUGAAGAGCCCCUUCAGGAUGAGGAUAAGUAUGCUUCUGCAGAAGUCAGAAGAACACGGUCUGUCUUGUUUCCUGUUGCAUCCCCUGACGGUGUGCCUGUGCUGGCAUGUGAAAGGUCUGAGAGUAGAACUGACCUUGUCCAUCAUUUUGAAAAAGACAUGAAAUUAGGUGAGACGUUUGAUAGUGAUAGUUCAGAGAUGUUUUUAUCAGUGGAGGCCAAAAGAUACAAAAUUUAUCCUUUAGCAUUGUCUCCCAUUUACGAGGAUGACAGCUCCCAGGAAGACAUUUUAUCCAAUGAUGUCUCACCUGGUCACCAGGGCUCCAUGAAAUCAAGAGAGAAUGCAGAUCAGUCCUCUUCUGUUUUGUCACUUCUUCAGUCGGUAUCAGAGCGUUUAAAGAUGAAUUUUGAUGAAGAUGACAGACAGGCAGCAGAGGAGGAGGAGGAAGAGGAGGAAGCAUUGCAUAAAAGAGAUCUAAGAUCCCAAAGAAGGGAGCAUGUUACCUUCCAGUUGCCAGAUCCUUCCAUCGCAUUUUACCCUGAGGUUGACCAGGAAAGCACUGGAAUUUCUAAGAACUCCAAUGUAAUGUCAAACGAACCUACUACCUCCAAUCUACAAAUUGGUCUGUGGCCAGAAAAGGCCUCCUUGCUGCAAAAAUCCGACCUUACAUCUAAACUACAUUCUUCUCUAAAGAGUGCUUAUCAUCAGUAUUUGCAGACUUCUAAAACUCAUUCUUUAGAAAAAGGAGCCAGAUUCGGUGGGAUUUUUCAGGAGCCAGUGUCAAAGUAUUUCCGUGUUCAAGACCACUCAGACAGAUUGAACCCAUAUAUCGAGAAUGUUGACAAACAAACUCUGAGAUGUAACCCAAGACCUGGGAAGGUUGUUAUCUAUGAUCUCCAUGGAACUAAAUAUAAACAAGAGAUCUACUGUAAUAUUCCUGAUGCUACAUCAUGGUCUUUUCCACAUGGAGUACUGAUAAAAGUUGUAAGAGGCUGCUGGAUUUUGUAUGAGAAGCCACAUUUCCAAGGCCAGAAAUGUGUGUUGGAAGAAGGGGAAAAGGUGUUAAAUCAUGACUGGGUUCUACAAAACAGAAAACAUCCGCACAGAAACUUCGUGUUGGGUUCUAUCAAACGUGUCUUAAAGGAUUGCAGCAUUCCAGAGAUUGAACUUUGUCCACAGUCUGACCCAGCAUGUUGUCCUGUCUACAUACAGCGAGCAGUCCCCAAUUUGGAAGAGCUGAACAUCCCCAAAUCUGUGUCCUUUACUGUAAAGUCAGGAGUUUGGCUUGCAUACCCAGAUAUUAAUUUUAAGGGUCAAGCUACAGUUUUAGAGGAGGACCAUGGGCUGUUUGAGAUUUCUGCAACAGAAAUGAAAUCAUUACAUCCACUUCAAAUGGGUGGACUGAAAGUGGAAAUGCCUAUGAACUUAAAGGUUAUUAUCUAUGAAAAACCUCACUUCCAUGGACAGGCCAAAGAGUUUAGUGAACAUAUAGAUUCUGUCCCUAAUUUUUUAAGAAACAAUGAAGACUUUCAUGGAAUUGGAUCAAUUCGUGUCAUUGGUGGAGUGUGGGUUGCCUAUGAAAAAGAACAUUUUAAAGGCCAGCAAUUCUUGCUUGAAGAAGGAGACUUUGAAGACAGUAAUGCUUGUGGGGCAUUAAGUGGCCCAAUCUUAUCUUUCCGGUACCUACAAGCUAAUUUUAUAGAAUCUUCUAUCACACUAUUCGAUUCUGAUUUAGAAAGUGGAAAAUUUAUUGACAUUACAAAUCAGGAAAUUUCUGACUUGGAAGAAAUUGGCUUUGGCAGUGAAACAAGAUCCAUUCACGUUAAAAGUGGAGUAUGGGUUGCCUACCAGCAGAAAUUCUUCUGUGGAGAACAAUACAUUUUAGAGAAAGGAAAAUACAAAUGCUUUUUUGACUGGGGUGGAUCAGAUAAUAUAAUCAUGUCAAUACGCCCUAUACAACUGGAACCACUUGGAAUAAAUGAGCCUCCAUAUUUGCUCAAAGCGUUCAGCAAACCAGGGUUCCAGGGUGAAUGUAUUGAUAUUACCAAAAGUAUUGCAGAUUUGACUUCAUUCACACCAUGUUCUUUUAAAGUUCUUCGGGGCUGCUGGCUUCUAUAUUACCAGGAGGAUAUGUUUGAUAACCAGUGUGUGUUAGAAGAAGGCCUCUAUGCUGACCUUAUUUCCUGUGGCUGCCCAACAUCUAGAGUUAAAUCCCUCAAGCCCAUUGACUAUGUGUUUGAAGAACCCUCCAUCAGUCUUUUUGCCCUAGAACAUUGUGAGGGAAGAGAGUUACAUCUAGAAGAGGCUGUGAACUCUGUUCUGAACAAGGACCUGCACUUCUACACGCAGUCUGUGUGGGUAAAAAGUGGACUAUGGAUAGCCUAUGAAGGAUCCAAUUUCUUGGGAAGACAAAUCUUACUUGAGCCUAAUGAAAUCCCAAAUUGGACAGCAUUCAGUAGAUGGAAAACAAUUGGUUCCCUUCGUCCUAUGAAACAGCCUGCAGUGUACAUCAGAAUAAGGAACCGAGCCCAGGACGGGUAUCUGACAGUCACUGGGAAUCUAGCUGACACGAGGGCUACGUCUGUGUGCAUUUCUCCCUACAGUGGAAAGAACACUCAGAUCUGGUACUACUGUCGAGGACUCUUUAAAUCCAAGGCAAGUGAUACAUGUCUUGAUGUGAUUGGUGGCCGGGACACACCUGGAGCUAAGGUGGCUUUAUGGACUGAGCACGGGCAGUUCAGGCAGAAGUGGAGGGUGAAUAAAAAUGGAACCAUCAGCUCAUAUCUCAGCGAUCAACUCGUUCUUGAUGUUAAAGGAGGAAAUUAUUGUGACAAGACACAUGUCAUUGUAAAUCAGCCUUUGGAGGGAGAAGACACACAGCAAUGGGACAUUGAAAUAUUGUGAGAGAAUCAACAGUAUUCCUAGAAAGUGCCGAGGAAGAAGGAAACCGCCAUCUCUCAUUGACUCGCGCACAUGCAAAGGAAGCUACUGUCUGCACACUCCCGGGUCACUGAGCAGAGGGGCUUUCCCCCAGCCCUUACCACGGAAAAGAGCACAGUACCUUGCCAGUUUAGUCAGUGUUCCUGUGAAGAACGUGUGUUGAUCUGGGGUGAAGGCUCUAUUCCUAAUUGAUCUCCAGUUGUGGUGAGCAAGUUUCCUGAACAAUUCUGUUUUCUCUCCUUUCCACCAAACGUGAAUCCUGCUCCCGACUGCCAGUCAUAGAACGUGGUGGGGGGGAGGGGUGCUGUCACCCUGUUACUAGUUAUUAAUACUCUGCCAAAUGCUGGUGUGAGAGCAAGGCACAGGGGAACAAACACCUGUAGUCAUCAUACUUUGGCAAAAAGAUCAUUUUUAGCUGCAUCUGAAAAUGUAUUUAAUAAACCUUCCUGUUGAGCUGCUGUGUUAGAUAAACCUUAAAGUUUGUAUUCUGAGGCCUUCAUACUGAAGUACCCCGUAAGUGUUUAUCCUUAUAAAUGAUCCCAGAAAGGGACCUCAGCUUUGUUAGAAAAAAGGCACACAGUGGAUGGAGCACUUCUGUGGCCAUUCUUUCCUCUGUCCUUGAAACCAAAAACAAAAGACGAAUGACCUCUGGCCAGCCUUGCCCUCUGUUGAACGAAGACAUCCCUCUGGACCACAAAACUAAUGGUGGUUACCUAUCCUGGUGCUAUGACCUCACCCUAGACUUUGCCUGAUCUGCUCUUAAGGAGAUGUGUCUAAAAAGGCUACGUUGCUUAAAUGUAAGAAUAGUCCAAUUCUUUGAAGCAAUUUCAAAUGUCCAAAUUAAAGCAGUAUUUGAGCCUUGACCUUACCAUCUUACUAUUCAAGUUUAAGGUGGAAUUGAUUUCUCUACCAAAUAACAAAACUCAGUUUCACUCCCAUUUCAAAUAGCUUUCAUCCUUGCAAAAUCAGGUGAGAACUCCUCUUUGACUUAGUUU
Messenger RNA from Tupaia belangeri chinensis (Chinese tree shrew), 10001 nucleotides. RefSeq names its product crystallin beta-gamma domain containing 3 (gene CRYBG3). Gene Ontology annotation, molecular function: structural constituent of eye lens. Gene Ontology annotation, biological process: visual perception; lens development in camera-type eye. Bases 109 to 8970 code for a protein of 2953 amino acids. The record is from RefSeq and is a predicted model, not a curated record. The transcript has 22 exons. NCBI's taxonomy places the organism in Eukaryota, Metazoa, Chordata, Mammalia, Scandentia, Tupaiidae.